GAGUUUGAUUAGUUGAAAAAGCUAGGGGAUUUGGAUUUUAUUUGUUAUGUUGGUGCUCGCCGGCAUUGCAAAAUUGUGAGGUUUGUGUAGUAUUUUGUUUUAUAGUAAAAAAUUGAAUAAAAUACCGUAACCAUGGAUAAUUUAGAAGCAAAUAUUAUGGAUAAGUCCAUGAGAUCAGUGUUUGUGGGGAAUAUUCCUUAUGAGGCCACAGAAGAAAAACUAAAGGAUAUAUUCGGGGAAGUGGGUCAAGUUUUAUCAUUUAAACUUGUAUUUGAUCGUGAAACAGGCAAACCCAAGGGAUAUGGUUUCUGUGAAUACAGAGACCAAGAAACCGCCUUGAGUGCAAUGAGAAAUCUGAAUGGAUAUGAAAUCGGCGGUAGAAAUCUCAGGGUCGAUAAUGCCUGUACAGAAAAAUCCAGAAUGGAAAUGCAGAACUUGUUGAAUCAACCUCCUGUUGAGAAUCCUUAUGGAGAACCGAUUCAAGCUGAAAAAGCCCCUGAGGCUAUAAGUAAAGCUGUUGCCAGUUUACCUCCAGAACAGAUGUUUGAGUUGAUGAAGCAAAUGAAACAAACCAUACAAAACAAUCCAACUGAAGCCAGACAAAUGCUUCUACAAAACCCUCAAUUAGCUUACGCUCUACUCCAAGCUCAAGUGGUAAUGAAAAUAAUCGACCCCCACUCAGCAGUGACUCUACUGCACCCUUCAAACCAAGUACCGCAAACUUUGAUGCCUGGAGAUAAGAUACCGCACAUUCCCAUAAACCAAAGUUACGCGACGCCUUUACCGACCCCUGUACAGGCUCCCAGGCAGGAUUUUCAACCUGUACCACCUCCGAUUAUGCAUCAAAACAAUCAACCUGUCUUUACAGGUCAAGAUGUGGACUUGAGAUCGCUGGAUCCAAGGGGCGGUUCAGAUCCAAGACUAACGAGAGGGAUGGGGGAUCAAGACAUGAGGACUUUGCCUGCUCCAUUGGCCAAUCCAUUGCCUCCAGUGGGCGAAGGAUUUAACAGGGAUCCCAGGGGGUCCACAGCCAGUUUUCCGAACGACCCCAGGCAGCAAUCUCAAAGGGUCGACCCGAGGCAAAAAAAUAUACCACCCCCACAAAUACCACCCCAACCAAUCAGACCGCCUCCACAGGCAGUGCCAGCUCCGCCUCCAGUCCCAUCAAGGGCACAAAUUUCCCAUGCUGCCAACAGUCCAAAUAUUGGGCCUGCUGGGGCGUCAGACCAAGAAAAGGCUGCCCUCAUCAUGCAAGUCCUCCAAUUAUCCGACGAGCAAAUUGCGAUGUUGCCACCUGAACAGAGAAACAGUAUUUUGGUGCUUAAAGAACAGAUCGCAAAAAGUGCACAUCGCUAAAAAUUUAUUUUUAUUGUGAAACAACAUAUUUUACUUUCAAACUUAAUAAAGAACCUUUAUCUAUUG
This is a messenger RNA of Brassicogethes aeneus, 1422 nucleotides long. The record is from the annotation of a GenBank genome assembly. Lineage: Eukaryota; Metazoa; Arthropoda; Insecta; Coleoptera; Nitidulidae.